Molecule: messenger RNA, 759 nt
Organism: Scomber scombrus (Atlantic mackerel)
Lineage: Eukaryota; Metazoa; Chordata; Actinopteri; Scombriformes; Scombridae
Gene: mkrn2os.2
Product: MKRN2 opposite strand, tandem duplicate 2
Exons: 5
Source: RefSeq, a predicted model, not a curated record
AUGGAGCGCAGUGUGAUCCGGCUGACUCACUGUCAGAAGCAGAUCUUCUGUUUCUCGGUACCGGAGGAAUGUCCCAGCUGUGGAGAACAGCUGACAGGAAGUAGACUGCAGGAAGCUCCGGUCAGUCUGAUGUCACCUCUAAUGAACGCUCAUAAGACUUCCUGUUGUCUACUGAUCACUACUUAUGACCAGUAUGACCAGUAUGACCAGUAUGACCAGUAUGACCGGUGUGACCAGUGUAACCUGUAUAACCAGUAUGACCAGUAUGACCAGUAUGACCGGUGUAACCAGUGUAACCAGUGUAGCCAGUACAACCAGUGUAACCAGGACUUUGAACUGGACGUCAGAUCUUCACACUGGAAUCUCGAACACAGCAGGAGAGUUGUGUAUAACUACACCAGUGUAGGUGUGUGUAGGGACAGCAGUGGAUGGGAGAGCAGCAUCAGUGUUCCUCUGGUUGGUCCUGAUAUGUUUCAGCUGUUGGAUCAAUGGGAUCAAUACCUGCACCGCUUCUCUGAGGGCUCCAUGUGGGACCCUGCCUGGCACAGGUUCGAUGAGGACAACCAUAACUGUUUCAGCUUCUGUCUUCAGUUCGUGAACAGUGUCCUCGCUGCAGAGGGACGCAGCGCUAUGAGCAGAGAGACGUUCACUCACAGCUUCAUCCUGCCGAGGAUGAGGAGGGUCCACAAAUACACCACCCUGUACCAACAUGUCCACACACACCAGUACUACAUGGUGGACAGACAGGAGGAGGACAGA